Messenger RNA from Gaeumannomyces tritici R3-111a-1, 258 nucleotides. RefSeq lists its product as hypothetical. The record is from RefSeq and is a predicted model, not a curated record. The coding region runs from base 1 to 258 and encodes 85 amino acids. The transcript has a single exon. NCBI's taxonomy places the organism in Eukaryota, Fungi, Ascomycota, Sordariomycetes, Magnaporthales, Magnaporthaceae.
AUGUUGCCUCUGGAAAUGACCGUCGUGGGCGAGGAAGAUGAAUGUGGCACUCGCGAUAUUGUGCCAGGUGACCAGAGCCCCAUCUCGUCCGCAAGUAGGGACAGUCUAGCCGGCCCUCGAGCCCCCUUCCCGCCAUCACGCAGAUGCACCUCGCCCCUAUAUCGCCCCAUCAUCCCGCGGGAGGCGAGAUGGAAGGUCGGGAACGAGGGCCGCCAAGGGCUAGACUGCCCUCCGCAGGGUCGAGACGGCUACUCCUGA